This is a messenger RNA of Dicentrarchus labrax (European seabass), 5975 nucleotides long. RefSeq names its product alpha-1,3-mannosyl-glycoprotein 4-beta-N-acetylglucosaminyltransferase C-like. Gene Ontology annotation, molecular function: acetylglucosaminyltransferase activity. Lineage: Eukaryota; Metazoa; Chordata; Actinopteri; Moronidae. The record is from RefSeq and is a predicted model, not a curated record. Gene Ontology annotation, biological process: protein N-linked glycosylation. The transcript has 6 exons. The coding region runs from base 634 to 2115 and encodes 493 amino acids.
UCCAGUCGCACCGCCCUCCCGUCCGCCUGCUGCCGGGAGGAGCAGAGGAGAGAGAAGACCGGAGCGCAACAUCUACAGUCACGGUACCUUAGGGAUGUGGCAGCAAUUUCGACAGCCUAGAAAUGCCCUAUGAAAUUAUCAAAGUUUGUCUUUUAUGACAGCUGAAGACAGAGAAUACAUCGAAACGCGAGAGAGAGAGAGAGAGAGAGGGAGAGAGAGAGAGAGAGAGAGAGAGAGAGGGGAAACAAAUCGCGCGGAAGUGCAUCAGCCGCUGCAGAAAUUUCCAGCGGUGCCCGCCCGCCUCGGCUGUGUCGUUCGGGAUCGCGAAGCGCGUCGGAGCUGGUGUCCGAGCCAAUCUCACCGCCGGGAGACAAGAGAGAGCAACAGAAGAGAAAGAGAAAGCGGUCCACUUCUUCAUCAAUCCCCCGCUAACACCUACGUUUGGAUCCCCCCCCUCCACACCGCCGCCGUGUCUACUGACGUGGAGGUGAGUGCCGAGCUGACACACUGCAGUGAGCCUGGACAUAUGAAGCCCAAGUUCCUACGGAUCCUAAUGGAAUGCAGCCAGAUAAAUUAUUAAUGUCAAGCCUGGAAGACCCCUGCCACUUUGAUGUGUGAGCACACCCACCAAUAAUGGCCCAUAGGAUACGCAGUGGAAAUACCAGUGAGAGUGCAUACAGCAUGAGGCUGGUGUGGAAAUCCCUGGACAAGAUGAGGUGUCUGAGGAAACGCUCCACUAUUCCCUUCCUCGGCUUCCUCAUCACCUUCCUCCUCUUCCUGAAUCUCUACAUUGAAGAUGGCUACGUGGUGGAAGGGGAUAAAAGACAGCUUAGAGUAACAUCAGUCCACGCUCCGAGCUCAGAACGAUACGUUCACACCUUCAGAGACCUCAGUAAUUUCUCUGGAACCAUUAAUGUCACGUAUCGUUAUCUCGCUGGAACCCCGCUGAACCGCAAAAAGUAUCUCACCAUUGGACUGUCAUCAGUCAAAAGAAAAAGAGGAAACUACCUUCUGGAGACGAUCAAAUCCAUCUUUGAUCAGUCCAGUUACGAGGAACUGAAAGAGAUUGUGGUUGUGGUCCACCUGGCAGACUUUGACCUGGUCUGGUGUGAGAACCUGGUGCAGGAAAUCACCAGGAAGUUUGCUCACCACAUCAUAGCGGGACGCCUCCUGGUGAUCCAGGCCCCAGAGGAGUACUAUCCAUCUUUGGACGGCUUAAAAAGGAACUACAACGACCCAGAGGACCGGGUCCGUUUCCGCUCUAAGCAGAACGUGGACUACGCUUUCCUCCUCAACUUCUGCACAAACCUCUCUCAUUUCUACAUGAUGUUAGAGGACGACGUGCGCUGCUCCAGGAACUUUCUGACGGCGCUGAAGAAGGUGAUCACCUCCAGAGAUGGUUCCUACUGGGUGAUGCUGGAGUUUUCCAAGCUGGGCUACAUCGGGAAGCUUUACCACUCCAAAGACCUGCCACGUCUGGCUCAUUUCCUCCUCAUGUUCUACCAGGAAAUGCCCUGCGACUGGCUCCUCAUCCACUUCAGAGGUCUGCUCGCCCAGAAGGACGUGAUCCGCUUCAAGCCCUCUCUGUUCCAGCACAUGGGCUACUACUCUUCCUACAAAGGAGCAGAGAACAAACUGAAGGACGACGACUUUGAGGAAGACUCCAUAGACAUUCCUGACAACCCUCCUGCCAGCCUUUACACAAACAUCAAUGUCUUUGAGAACUAUGAUGCCGCCAAGGCUUACAGCACCGUGGACGAAUACUUUUGGGGGAAGCCUCCUUCCACAGGAGACUUCUUUGUCAUCGUCUUUAAUAAAUCUACCAAAAUUAGUAAAAUUAAGAUUGCUACUGGUUCUGAUGACCGUCAGAAUGACAUUCUUCACCACGGAGCUCUGGAAGUGGGAGAGAAACUAGUUGGGACUAAAAAAGGGAAACUCUGUUCCUCUUAUAUCACAUUAGGAGAGUUUAAAAAUGGCAACAUUGAGGUUCAAGAUGUAGACCACAAAAUUGCCUUCAACAUUGAGUGUGUGCGCAUUGUGGUGACAGCCAGUCAAAAAGAAUGGCUCAUUAUUAGAAGUAUAAGUUUAUGGACUACACAACCCCCAAGUCAAUGAGGACUAUACAUAAAGACUCUUAGUAUGUCAUAGAGGCAAAUGUUUUUAUUAUCAUUAUUUACUAAUGUGUGUAUUUCCAGGUUUAUUUAUUCAUUUUGUAUGUAUUUAUUGAUACUCAUUUUGAUUGCCAAAUCAGUCUAUAGUUUUUUAUACCUGCAAGUUGUGACCUUAGUAGAGCAUCCUCCCAGUCAUUCUUAAGGACUGUUCAACUGACCUCAGAGUAAUCAUGUUUUCUGAAAUGUUCCAUAAGCUUUUAUUUAUUUCAGCCUUUGGUUGUUAUCCUUAACAUAGGGUUGGGUGAUAAUUCAGUAUUAUGUUUUACCAACUUUCUGUGAUAUUGUUUUACAACAGGAUAAGGCUUAUAACAUUAUAUACUUUUUUUAUUAUAUAAUAUUACUAUAACAAGUCCUAUGAAAAGACCAAGAUCAACAAUGAAUUGAUCCUACUAAUAAGUGUUUCCAUGUUUGCCAAAGUCUGAUAUAUCUUAUUCCUCAGUGCCAUAAAGCUCCACUGUUGUCCAAAACCUAUUAAAAUCAGCGAGCCAUACCAUUCCACUGGGUGGCAGGUUAUUUAAUUACGAUAAACUGUAGUUCAUUUUCGAGUCAAUCCCUCAUACAUCUCAAAGCUACGCUGGCCUACUGCUUUAGGAAAUACACAAGACUAGAAAAUCGAACUAGAUAUUUGUGACCUGUUUUUAAAGAUUUACAUUUUCAGUAGGAAUGAAUGGGUUUGGACCUGACAGCUACAAACAGGUAGUGGGGAAGUCAGAAAGUACUAAGAGACGGACUAACACAUUUUUGGUUACGGCCUUUUCAUGGGACUUGUUGACAAUAACAAAAUACACAGAAUUACACCAGCCAUAUUCUUUAAUUGUUCCAAGCUAAUCUAAUGAAGGAUUAAGAAAAUGACUUUUCGGUUUUGUUUUACACAUUAAAAGAGUUAUGUCUGGUGUAAAGCAUAAUGACAGAAUACAUUUCAUUGCACUGAACAUUGAUUUUAUCAUUUAAAAAGUGAUCUUGUGUACAUCUGCCAUUUUGUAUCAGCAUCAAUAUAUCAAUGUUUUAAUAUUCAUUUUAAUAAUAUCACCCAGCCUGACCAAGGCGACAUAUUUUAAGGUUCUUUCAGAAACGUUAUCAAAUCUAACUUAGGGAACAGCAAACUAUUGAAUUACUAGUUUUGUUAAUUUUAUUACAGUUCACAGUUGCUUUUCUAAAUAUUAUGAACCACUAAUUAUUUAUAAUGGGGGGGGUGUAACAAAAAAACAUUUUCAAAACAGAUUCUUCUUUUAAAUACCAUCAAAUUAAAGCUCCUUUGUCUUCAGCAGUCUUUCAUGACUGAUAUUGAGCCUGCAAAAGUGUAGCCCUGGGACCCUCUGCGAAUGUCCCCAUUUAGUCCUUAAUUGUUUUCCUCCUUGAAAACCCACCAGGAAAGUAUCAGAGAUCAUUGUUGCCUUGAAUAUUCAUCAUAUCACUUUUAUUUUCUUUCAGUUUUAAAUAUUCUUUCCCAGUAUAAUCCUCUUCUUCACUGUGUUCGAGGCGGGUGUGUGAGUGGGCUGAGCUCUUUUACUGCAUGUUCCGUCAGGGCUGCUGACAGGAGAACAAUGUUUGUUUUCACCCAUCUUCUCCAGGAGCUGAGAUUAGAUUGCACAGUGAAGAAUGGGCCAGGUCUGCUCUUAGGUCUCUUUUUUUCCCACCACAGCACAAUUUUCCCCCAGUAAAUUGGUCUGUGUUUGCUUCACUCUCUACACCAGCAAAACAACAUCUCCCCUGAAGCUAUAGGAUCUCAAUUCGUUCUUUCCCCAAUGUUGCGCUCUCACAACUCCAAUGUUUCUGCUCCUACAUGGUUGCCUCUCUGUGAUCUUUGCUCUCGGUUCAUACAGUCUGCUGCUGCUGCUUUGGGGAAACUUGCUUGGCUUUCUUUUGAAGAUCCUUUUUAGAAUUCCCCACCUUGCUUUAUGUUGUUCAGCAGCGAACAUUUUCAAGAAUUAACGCUGCACAUGUCAACUCAUCAUCCGAUGCUUACAGCAAUUCAGAGCCGUGCUUUGGAAAUAACCUUGUCAUUUUCCAUGUUCAUGUAAUUGUGAUCUGUUGGUGAGCAAUGUGCAGUGACAGAUUUGUUUCUACAUUGAAAUGGUGGCAAGAAAUCACUCAACAAUGCAAUAAAGAGGUAAAUGUUUACAUAACACUGAUGUUCUUUAGGAACAUGAGGUGGAAGCAGAUCGUCAUUAAGCAUGCUGUGACAGUUUUGUAAAGCUUUGUUCCGCUGUUGCAAUAGCCACCUGUUCUGUGUUUUCCCUCAAGGUCUUGUUCAGUGUCACAGAUCGAGACCUUUUGCAGAUUGGCUUGUACCGCCACCUCAAAAUCCUUCCUCAGCAAAUCCCCCAUGUGCUAUCUGAAAUGAAAUUAGAAUACCCAACACCUCACAAUAUGGCUUAUUGUUUUUCUUCAGCAUUUCCCUUGAAAUACAGUCAUUCAUUUUGGUGAAUGAUUCCAUGACCUGCAUGGAUCAGCCCCUUGGAGGGGAUCUUGUUUGAAUGGAUGAUGCUUGGAAACACAAUCUACAUUGUGCUACGCGUGUGGUAUUCUUUAUGACGCACACCAUGGUGCCAAUUCAACCUAGUAUUACCUGCUUAUGAGCUAUAAACACAUGAUGUCACCGCAGGGCAGUUAGCUGUUUUACAAGUGUAAUGGAUGGCUUUGAUACGCCUCAUGCCCAAGUAGAGCAACCGUGUUGUGAGGCUGAUAUUUCUGGAGGAGAAAUUGCUGUCUGGUCUUUAUCCGAAAUAAGAUGCCAUCCAAAACUAGCUGCACGCUGCAGAUUUAUGGACAGAUUUACAUCUUGGGGAUAACAACAAAAGCUGCAUAAAUUCCUCAACUGGAUGUCAGCAAACUGCUGCACACAGCAUUAUUUGCUAUUGGCAGCAGGUUUAGAAAACCACAAUACUUACUAGGGCCUUGAGUGAACAGUGUGCACAGGAUCCGUUAUACUGUACAUUUCACUUAAUACUUAAGGAAAAACUGUUAUUUCCUCCUGUUUAGUACUUACAGCUAAUAAAUGGCCAUUUUCACUGUCCAUUUGUCAAGAAUUAAACACUAACUGCAUCAGUAGAUCUCUGUGAGCAAAAGGGCAGAGGUUUGUGAAUCACUUGCAGGCAGGUAACUGUCUGAGUUUGUUCAGUUAUAUUGGCUGUGAGGAUCCGAUCCCAAAAGCUUCAAGCAAGUGAUGAAUGUGAAUAUGAUGUGUGGAUCCUGAGCUAUUUGAAAUGUGAGCGGUCUUCCAGUGGAGCAUGUACAAAGUGCAUGAACAAAAGCAUUUUCAGUGGAUAAAACAACUCCUUUUGUACAUCAGGAUCUAUGAAUUAUUGUUCAGCUUCUGCUAAUAAAAUUGUACUGGGUUUGUACUAAGCCUACCGAUACUACCUUACAACAGGUUCGGAGUCCACAUGUGCUGUGUAUUGUUAAGUGGAGCGAGUGUGUUAAGAUGUUGUUUCUGUGUCUGUAUUACUUUCCAUCGUUCUCUAAAUGGUACUGUAUUGUAAGAUGACAUAUAUUUUUUUACACGUAUCAUUUCAAAUGUUGUAUUGUAUAUAUUGUAUUUAAAAUGAAAUUAGAUUAAACGAAUGAAUGCCAACUUUGUGGUGCAUUGACUGCUGAGACGGAGCUGUGUGCGAGAGAGCUCAAGAGAGCACAAACUAUUGAAUAUGUGUCUGCGGUGUCAGGGCUUGAAUAUUGGUUUCAAUGCCCUGAGGAAAACAUCACUAUUUACAUGACCCUGAAUCAAAAAUGUUGUCCCUGUUGUCUUUGCCUGAACAUGUUUUGUUUCACUGUUAAAAUGUUUCUAAAUAAAAGUAUAUACAGUUA